UACUGGGUUGGAUACGGGGUGUUUGCAGCUGAGUUGAACAGUUUAAAUAUAUCAGACGGGCCAAAGGGUUAACCAGCAUGAUGAGCAGCAGCCGGAGCAGCAGCAGCAGGUCCGUUUCUUCGUCCUAUUCCAGGAUGUUCGGAGGGGACCGUCCCGCCGUGGUCCGGUCCUCCUACACCAGCCCGGCCCGCUCCAGGACAGCUUUCAGCGUCUCCUCCUCCCCUGGCAUCAUCUCCUCCAGGACGGUGCGGCUCCGCAGCAGCGCCGCGAUGCCCCGACUCUCAUCUGACACCGUGGACUUCGCCCUGUCGGACGCCAUCAACACGGAGUUUAGGGCCACCAGGAGCAACGAGAAGGCGGAGAUGCAGCAGCUGAACGACCGCUUCGCCAGCUACAUCGACAAGGUGCGCUUCCUGGAGCAGCAGAACAAGACGCUGUCCUCCGAGCUGGAGACGCUGCGGGGCCAGGGCCGCUCCCGCAUCGGGGAUCUGUACCAGGACGAGCUGAGGGAGCUCCGCAAGCAGGUGGACCAGCUUAACAACCAUAAGGCACGGCUGGAAGUGGACCGGGGCAACCUGGGGGAUGACAUCGAGCGCCUCCGACAGAAGCUGCAGGAGGAGAUGUUGCAGAAAGAGGAGGCACAACACAACUUGCACACUUUCAGACAGGACGUGGACAAUGCCGCACUUUCCCGUCUGGACCUGGAGAGGAGGGUGGAGUCUCUGCAGGAGGAGAUCAUGUUCCUCAAGAAGCUCCAUGAGGAGGAAGUGGCUGAGCUCCACGUCCAGAUGCAGGAGCAGCAUGUCCAGAUAGAGAUGGAUGUGGCUAAACCUGACCUGACCACUGCCCUGCGUGAUGUCAGGCUGCAGUACGAAACCCUGGCCACCAAAAACCUCCACGAGACUGAAGACUGGUACAAGUCCAAGUUUGCUGAUCUGACGGAGCAGCAGCAGCGCAACAGUGAGGCAAUCCGUCAGGCCAAGCAGGAAGUCAAUGAGCACCGCCGGCAGGUCCAGGCUCUGACCUGUGAGAUGGACGCCCUCAAAGGAGCAAAUGAGGCUCUGGAGCGUCAGAUGCACGAGAUGGAGGAUGGUUUUGGGGUGGAGGCUGGUGGGUACCAGGACACCAUCACCCAGCUGGAGGAGGAAAUCUGUAACAUGAAGGACGAGAUGGCUCGCCACCUGAGGGAGUAUCAGGACCUCCUUAAUGUCAAAAUGGCCCUGGACAUUGAGAUUGCCACCUACCGAAAGCUGCUGGAGGGGGAGGAGAACAGGUUUUCUGCCCCGUUGCUCAACUUGUCCUCCCUCAACCUGAGAGAAAGCAUGCUGGAAACUAGGUCAAUGAUCGACAACCUGUCGAAGAAAGUGGUGAUUAAGACCAUAGAGACCAGAGAUGGGCAUGUAAUCAACGAGUUAACCCAGCAGCGUGACGACCGGGACUGAAGGUGAUGGACUGGAUCACAGAAAAAAAGAGAGAUGGGGGAUAAGCUGUGGGUUAGGGGGUAAAAGAAUUAAUGAUAAGCAUGAAAAAAGAUUAGUGAUAAUAGGAGUGGGUUAAGAGUGCAGAGAAGGCGCAGGAUAUUAAUGUUUCAGUGAGAGUAAAAGCAAAACCACAUAAGGAACCGCUUUAAAAGUGCCUUUUGACAUAUUUCAACGGGGCUGACUUGCUGAUGCAGUUGUUCAAGACUAAGCACAGCAGAACAGAAUCGACCCUUUAGAGGAAGAGAGUCAACUUUAUUGACUAUUUCUGUUGUCCACUUCUGUAAUUUUACUAUAGACUCGACUGGCACUCAACACCACUUUGGGCAAAUAACAGUAUCACUGUGUUUUACCAAUUGGAUCCAGUUUGAGCCAUGUAGGCCUAGGGCUGUUUUUCCAGAUGAGUGAGGUUUUCCAAGUGUUAUUAUGUCAAGACUAUACAUACAGUAUGAGUGUUCGUACAUUCAUAGUUAGACACAGGACAGGUUAUGUACUUCUAGGUAUAACUUUAACAGUGAUCAUACAGUUGCAAGAUUUUAAAAACAAAGACUGAACCACUGUUGUCAUGUAUUAGACCAACAUCACUGUCAGCACACUUCACUGUCUAUCAAUAAACAUCUAAAAAAAUC
Molecule: messenger RNA, 2107 nt
Organism: Myripristis murdjan (pinecone soldierfish)
Lineage: Eukaryota; Metazoa; Chordata; Actinopteri; Holocentriformes; Holocentridae
Gene: vim
Product: vimentin
Exons: 9
Coding region: 78-1442 (454 amino acids)
Biological process (GO): intermediate filament organization
Cellular component (GO): axon; plasma membrane; intermediate filament
Molecular function (GO): structural constituent of cytoskeleton
Source: RefSeq, a predicted model, not a curated record